Molecule: messenger RNA, 2085 nt
Organism: Penicillium brevicompactum
Lineage: Eukaryota; Fungi; Ascomycota; Eurotiomycetes; Eurotiales; Aspergillaceae
Gene: cprA
Product: NADPH--hemoprotein reductase cprA
Exons: 2
Coding region: 1-2085 (694 amino acids)
Cellular component (GO): cytosol
Molecular function (GO): NADPH-hemoprotein reductase activity; flavin adenine dinucleotide binding; FMN binding
Source: RefSeq, a predicted model, not a curated record
AUGGCACAACUGGAUACCCUCGACUUGGUGGUCCUGGUCGCUCUCUUGGUGGGUAGCGUUGCCUACUUCACCAAGGGUAGCUACUGGGCCGUCCCCAAAGACCCCUACGCCUCUAGCGCCGCCGCCAAUGGUGCCGCCAAAAGCGGCAAAACCCGCGACAUCGUGGAGAAGAUGGAACAAACAAACAAAAACUGCGUGAUCUUCUACGGAUCGCAGACUGGUACCGCGGAAGACUACGCCUCCCGUCUGGCCAAGGAAGGCUCUCAGCGCUUUGGUCUCAAGACCAUGGUGGCUGACAUUGAGGACUAUGACUACGAAAACCUGGAUAAGUUCCCUGAGGACAAGGUUGCAUUCUUUGUCCUGGCCACCUACGGCGAGGGAGAACCAACGGAUAAUGCGGUCGAUUUCUACCAAUUCCUCACCGGCGAGGAUGUCGCUUUCGAGAGCGGCGCCACUGGUGAAGACUCUCCCCUCUCUUCUCUCAAAUAUGUCACUUUCGGUCUUGGAAACAACACAUACGAACACUACAACUCCAUGGUCCGCCAGGUCGAUGCCGCUCUCACCAAGCUCGGUGCGCAGCGCAUCGGAACCGCGGGUGAGGGUGACGAUGGUGCUGGAACCAUGGAGGAAGAUUUCUUGGCCUGGAAGGAGCCUAUGUGGGCUGCUCUGUCGGACGCCAUGAGUCUUCAGGAACGCGAGGCUACCUACGAAGCCGUCUUCUCUGUCACCGAGGAUGAGCUCAAGACCCCCGAGGACGAGUCUGUCUACCUGGGUGAGCCUACCUCUGCCCACCGUGAGGGUGCCGCGAAGGGCCCCUACUCCGCGCACAACCCCUACAUUGCCCCGAUCGUCGAAUCCUCUGAACUCUUCACCGUUAAAGACCGCAACUGUCUCCACAUGGAAAUCAGCAUCGCUGGUAGCAACCUCAGCUACCAGACUGGUGACCACAUUGCUAUCUGGCCCACCAACGCCGGCGCCGAGGUUGAUCGUUUCCUCGAGGUCUUCGGAAUUCAGGACAAGCGUCACUCCGUCAUUAGUGUCAAGGGCAUUGAUGUCACUGCCAAGGUUCCCAUCCCGACUCCCACCACGUACGACGCGGCCAUCCGCUACUACAUGGAGGUUUGCGCCCCGGUCUCUCGCCAGUUCGUCUCUACUCUCGCCGCUUUCGCUCCCGACGAGGAGAGCAAGGCUGAAAUUGUUCGUCUUGGUAACGACAAGGAUUACUUCCACGAGAAGAUUACCAACAAGUGCUUCAACAUUGCUCAGGCUCUUCAGACCAUCACUUCCAAGCCCUUCACUGCCGUUCCUUUCUCGCUGUUGAUCGAAAGUAUCAACAAGCUCCAGCCUCGCUACUACUCUAUCUCUUCGUCUUCUCUGGUUCAAAAGGACAAGAUCAGUAUCACUGCCGUCGUCGAGUCUGUUCGUCUACCUGGUGCUUCACACAUGGUUAAGGGUGUCACCACCAACUACCUUCUGGCCCUCAAGCAGAAGCAGAACGGUGACCCUCAACCCGACCCCCAUGGCUUGACUUACUCCAUCACCGGUCCUCGCAACAAGUACGAUGGAAUUCACGUGCCUGUCCAUGUCCGCCACUCCAACUUCAAGCUGCCUUCUGAUCCUUCCAAGCCCAUCAUCAUGGUUGGUCCUGGUACCGGUGUUGCCCCCUUCCGCGGUUUCAUUCAAGAACGUGCUGCUCUCGCUGCCAAGGGCGAGAAGGUCGGAACCACUCUUCUGUUCUUCGGAUGCCGCAAGAGCGAUGAAGAUUUCAUCUACCAAGAUGAGUUCAAGACCUGGCAAGCUCAGAUGGGCGAUUCUCUCAAGAUCGUCACCGCCUUCUCCCGCGAGGGUUCCAAGAAGGUGUAUGUUCAGCACCGUCUCAAGGAGCAAGCCACGCUUGUCAGUGAGCUUCUGAAGCAAAAGGCCAACUUCUACGUUUGUGGUGAUGCCGCCAACAUGGCCCGCGAGGUGAACCUGGUCCUUGGUCACAUUAUUGCUGAGCAGCGCGGCAUGCCCGCUGAAAAGGGCGAGGAGAUGGUCAAGCACAUGCGCAGCAGCGGCAGCUACCAGGAGGAUGUUUGGUCAUGA